AUGAAUGGAGCCGAAAUAAGCGAUGGAGGACUUGGGACAGAAUGCGGCGACGUAGGAAACGUCGAUAUCCCUCCUGGGGCAGAAUUUGAGAGCUGUAAGGCUUGUAAGGAUGACUGCAAUACCGCCUGCUCCAACUUUGAUCCCAUCCUGAACGGGGUCAUACAACCGCUUCUGGUCAAAUACGAGUCAAGCAACCUCAAGGCUCUGCUCGAAGGUUACAAACGGGAAACUAAGCGAAGAACGCAUCCCUUGUGUUUGCGAGAAGUGGAGUGUUACUUGGUCUCAGCGGCCGUGGAGUGGGCAGCAGAUAGAGCAGACUAUUUACAAUUUUGCUCUCGUCUCAUCAUACAGAGUCACCGUGCACUGACAACGAGCGAAAGCCGCCGAGUCGAUCCGAACCAAACAUUGACCAAUGAGGAAUACUAUGAGAAACUGUGGGACAAAGUCUGCGAUAACUCUCAGGUACUCCCAGUUUCUGAGGGGAGCGAAGCCCUGUUGGCUGAGCUCACCAACAAGUCGUGGCUGUCUCCAAUAUCCGGGCGCAACGUCGAGAAUACCCGAAAAGGAAACGACCCUCCUGACUCUGCCUAUGUUUCUACAUCCCGACAUGAUGCUUCGUGUGCACCAGUCCCAGGCCCUGUUGACUUGGAUAUUCUUAAAAACUGCCAUGUCGAGAAUGUCAGGAAAGAGAAGGAGUUUGCCGACUCUGCCUAUGUUUCUGCAUCGCGACAUGAGGGUUCGUGUGCGCCAGUUCCUGGCCCUUUUGAGUUGGAUGAUCCUGAGACCUGCGAUUCGCGAACAAAAUUUUCACAUGCCUCCAGCGUCUCCGAUGGUAGAAUAGUAAACUACCUAUCGGUUCUCUGUGAGGAAAUUCACGGCGCCCUGCAACAGACAUUCGAUCCCCUGAAAUGGGCCAAAGUAUCAGAGAAGCUUCCGGAGCUGUUGAAGGCGUUUGCUAUCAAACUUGGCAAUGCCGAAGGCUCCAAACAGCACUGGGAGAUUAUGUACUUUGUGUAUCGGCGCCACAAUGAUAUAGCAAGCCACUUGCAGUCACUCUUUGGCUGUAAGACUGCGGAUCCGGAGAAGGGUGGUCCCAGAGCAAUGUCGUUGGAGGAUAAAAUGCUCCUGUGGGAUCAAAAGACUAUGGAGAACACUCCGACCUUUCAGCCGGGCGAAUUAUUUCAAGGCAUCUCAGAAGAACCGAUUAUCCGCACAAGUAAUGUUGAAGCCUACAAAUCACUCAUCCUCGAGAACCCAGCAUAUGGGUGGCUUCUCUCGAGUUUGAAGCAAAACUCAAUCUUAGAAAUGGAGAAUUCGGCUCAAACUCGCAUUCGGGAAAAGGUGCUCCGACAACUUCCUACUGGUAACAUGAGCAGGAAGUCAGCGCCUCAGAUCCAUCACUGCAGGAUCGACUUUCAAUUGGAUCCAGCUGCCUACCGUCAUCACCUUCCUGGAGACUACAGCAACCCCGUACGUGACCUAGAUGCAAAAAGGGUCCUUGUAGCUUCCUCUUCAUACGUUCAAGUGGUAACUGUGAAGCAAUAUUUUGAGCAAACUUGGUCGUUCAAUGGACCGAGCUUUCUGGAUGCCUUUCUCGUUAUUGCGAAUCUUGCUCCUGGCAAGAAGUAUUCGGGUGAGCUGCCCGACAAAACAAGACUAAGUGCCAAUGCUGCGAACAAGGGAUUCCAGCUAACAGUAUCUGGCUCUGCGGCUUCCGCUGCAGAAUGUGCUGAACAGCUCGCCUGGCUGAUGGCUGCUCUGGAAUCAUCAUUGCGAAACUCCUUGGCCACUUGUCACCCAUUCAUCGAGAGCAUUCCUGAACAGGUCCCAUCACAGCGUGUUGAGUCCACCGCGCACUUCAGUAUAUGUCAGAACGUCGUUCAAAAACCCGCAUUAGCUCCGGCUUUGCGUGAAUGGCAGGAAUACCUUGGAAUGCCACCCCUUGUCGUAGGAUUUCCUGUCCUUGCGCGGCCCAAAGGCUGUGAUGGGCUCGAAAUCCAUUCUCUUGCCGACCUACUUGACUUCUGUAAAGCAUCAGAUGUGACACUCGUUGAAGGGGCCACUUUCAUUGAAGGCCAGAAGACCGUAUUGGUUGCCUCCCAGACAAUUGGAAACAUGGUGAUUUGGAUGAAUGCAGAUCGAGGCGAUAUCAACCCCUCGGGCUUUAGUCGUAUGACGAUCUCUGUGAAAGAUCGUCUAGAAGGAGCGCGUCACAUAUAUGAUCCAAGGCCGUCGAAAGAAUCGCUUCGUUUUGGGGAUGAUGUUUCCGACUCCGAAUCUAUUGUAUUUGACCAGGACGGACAGCGCUUGAGUGUGAGCCGCAAUUCAUCCUCGGAGUAUCUCGACUCGGAUAUUUUAUCCUUGGACGAGUCAUCCGACAGCAUGCAAUCGUUGAGUUUAGGCGAGUCUGGCUAUCAAGUUCUAGACGGUUGCUUUGAGCGGCUAUGGUCUGAGUUUCGAGGUGCAAGCCCAGGUUUCAAACAAGAAAGUGGUAGUAGUGGCAAUUCAAGCUUGAAACCAGAAUCCAAUACCAAUGAUACGACUGGCUUCAACGCGAAUCAAACAAGAAGACGCAAGAGAGCUCUGCCUCCUGACGGCGGCGAAGAUGGAGCGCCCAGCCCAUCUAAGCCACCAUCCAAAAGACUAAACUCCGAGGCCGAAGGAAAGCAAUGGGCCUGUCCCUUUUGGAAGAAGAAUGCCGACCAUCACCGUGCCUGCUUUCGGUACAAACUCAUGAGAGUGCAGGACGUAAAGCAGCACCUAGUCAGGAGGCAUACUCCGAAAUUCUAUUGCGAGUGCUGUCUAAAAAUCUUUGCUGACGAGAUACAACAUCAUGAGCAUGUCACCCACGCAAACGGGGACUAUUGCAAGCGAGACCCAGCAGCUGAGCUGAAAGGAAUCUCGCAUCAGCAAAGUCGGGAGCUUUCUACAAAAUCAAAGAAGGCCUCCUCUGAGAUAGAAAGAUGGUAUCACAUUUGGUACAUUCUUUUCCCGGGAAUUCAGGCUCCAAGAUCACCGUAUAUGGAUUCUGAGCUCUCAGAGGAUAUGUGUGCCUUCCAUGAGUUCUUCGAUCGUCGAGGCCAAAGCAUUAUAGCUGAGGAGCUUGAAAACGAUCCAGUCUUGGCCAGUACGCCACACAUGCACAGACACCAUAUCCAAAACCUUUUUGUACGCGGACUCAGCAGAGUGUUUGAUUCCUGGAGGACUACACGAGGCCCGGUUUUGGGGAGUGAUGCCGUUCAGAUCCCAUUCACGCCUAGCGGUCUUGAUAGAGGCCGUAGCUCUUUGGGAACUUCUAAUGUUCUGGUUGGCGAACCCAGCAUGGCGUCAUCCGACUACGUUUCUAUUCCUGUGGGAAUGCCACAGGGCUCCUCGUAUAAUCGAAUGCCACAGGAGACCCCAUAUAAUGAACUUCCACAAGGCUCUCCCUAUGGUGCAGCAGUAACACAAGGCUCUCCAAAUGGUAAUCAGUCCGAGUACCCGCCUUCUUCAGGAUUUGCCUUUUCGUAUUUCGAGUCAGAGGCGAGUUUUUCCGGUGAUCCAAACUUUUGCUUCACUCCCGGCGACCUACUCCAGGAUACAACUGAAGAAUAUUUCAACACCGAGCCGUAG
Molecule: messenger RNA, 3612 nt
Organism: Clonostachys byssicola
Lineage: Eukaryota; Fungi; Ascomycota; Sordariomycetes; Hypocreales; Bionectriaceae
Source: the annotation of a GenBank genome assembly